AUGAACGAGUACGACACAUUGCUCCCGCCGGCACAAGGCAUCGGAGCCCACUUUUACCGCGGGUCUUGGAAAGUCAAGUUCAAGCAUUUCAUUCUCCACAACGGGCAGGGUAGUAAAUCCCCACGGGACCCUACAUCCCCCGGGCUUCGCUCGUCUCACCUGCAUAUCACAGAGCCCAAACUCACCUCGUCAUCGGCAAACAUCAUUGACGUUUCCGAGCUGGCCGGUCGCACUUUAGACCCCGCUCAGCACGAGUCCCGGGUCGCGGUUCCUGUGAGCCCCCCCACAGUCAACCCCAGAACAUCGUCCUUGUAUUCCUUUGAUUCGUUUCAGCAAACGUUUGAGAAUCACAAACGAAAUACCCUUGCACAAUCGGCCGAUACGAUCCAGGAAAAGACGUCGCAUUCAUCUCUUCUCACGGCAGUGGACUUCCAGCAGGACAACACCCGCAGAAUUGGGGAGCUUGAGAGCGACCUAAAAGCGGCAAAGGAGGAGAUAUCCGAGCUCAAGCAAGUGCUGCAGGCCGAAAAAGAGCGGAACAGCUUUCUCUGUCAAAAAAUCUACGACCAGCACUCGGGCUACUCUGCCGAAAAGGUCGACUUUGUGCAAGUCGUCGCCGAGUACAAACAAGCAAUCCGGCGUCUGAAAGAACAAAAGGCUAUUGACACUACACACGCCCCACGUCCCACAGAAAGAAAAUCACGUCUGGCCCUCGAGUACUUGCCUACGACAGUGACCAGGAAGUCUCAGAACGGCUUCCCUCAUUCGGUGCCCAUCCAGGAAUCUCCACAGGCUACGGUAAGUGUAACUGACUGA
Wickerhamiella sorbophila is the source of this 816-nucleotide messenger RNA. RefSeq lists its product as hypothetical. NCBI's taxonomy places the organism in Eukaryota, Fungi, Ascomycota, Dipodascomycetes, Dipodascales, Trichomonascaceae. The transcript has a single exon. The record is from RefSeq and is a predicted model, not a curated record. Bases 1 to 816 code for a protein of 271 amino acids.